CAAAACGGAAACAAAAUGGAGGCAAAAAGGAAAACAAAUACAACUUCUUCCUUUAAAUACUUAAAAUUAUGUUCUAUUACCAUUCUGGUGAUGACAAUAUGUGUAUAUUCGUGGUCAUUAUAUGAUAGAUUAUCUAAAAGACAACAGACCAAUGAAUCUUCAGUAUGGAGUUUGUCGAGCCUGCCAUGGAUGUCGAAAGAUACAAACAAUUUAAAAAGUUUACUUGAAAUAGUAAAAGAAGAUCUACAUACAAUUUAUUUCGUACUUUUUUCAUCUGUUUGUUUUCUUGUUCCAAGGGAGACAACCUCAAUUAUAUCAGCGGUGUUUAUGACAGCGACAAUUGUUACAUUUUAUUAUACAAAACCAAUAGCAAAAGACAUUGAUAUUGAAAACGAUUUUAUUAUCAUUAAAGAAGAAACCAAUGUCCUUAAACGUACCAGAACUAAAGUUACAAAUGUGACAUCAAACAUAUAUCCUACAAAAUUAUAUAGCUUAUUAUCAUUUAAGAAAAUUUUCUUUUUGAUAGUAUUUGUAAUGUUUUUAAUAAGUAUUCCAAUUGAAUAUGUUCGACUAUUCCAAACGGAAGCAGCUAAAAGAAUGGCAGUAAUGGGGAAGGGAGUUCCAAGUGAGUGUUAUCCAGAACAAAUGACGGUCACAGAAAGUGUUAGGUAUUGGAUGGUGUCACAGUUGUCAUGGCAACAUGAUCCUUGUGAGAAAUAUCAUACAGCUAUAUUAGUGGAUCCAUUAUGGGAGAUAACUCCGCUAAUGGUUCUGUCAUCAGUGAUAACAAGAUCUCUCCUUCAUCCAAUAGAACUUUUCUUUGAAGGAAUUGGAAAAAGUUUAAGACUUUUCUUCAAUGAAAUACCAGCACAGUGGCAGCCCGUUAUGCUAAUUAUUAUAGUUGUAGUAUCUUUAUUGACAAUAGUAAUUAUGUGUGGAUACAAAAUAAAACUACCUUUUAUAUUACAUAUAGAACCAAAUACUCCUUGCAAGACAAAAAUUAAAAACGGUCAUGAUUCUAUAGAUGGCCAUUCAAAGACAAAAUAAUGUUGAUAGAAUAGAGAGAAUAUUCGAAGUAAAAAUCAUGAACAAAAUAAAUUAGAUAAAAUAUUGCGUUUUACCGAAUUACAUUGUACCGACAAAACAAUAGUGUUGGAUGGGAGGCUGCAAAACAAUGUCUAUGCAAUAACUCUU
Mytilus trossulus (common blue mussel) is the source of this 1194-nucleotide messenger RNA. RefSeq lists its product as uncharacterized. The record is from RefSeq and is a predicted model, not a curated record. Gene Ontology annotation, cellular component: endoplasmic reticulum; membrane. Gene Ontology annotation, molecular function: chloride channel activity. NCBI's taxonomy places the organism in Eukaryota, Metazoa, Mollusca, Bivalvia, Mytilida, Mytilidae. The transcript has 4 exons. The coding region runs from base 16 to 1047 and encodes 343 amino acids.